AUGGCUUCCAGCACCGCCACCCUGAGCAGCAUCUCCCACAAUGCCAGCGUCUGCCCUCCUCACCACCCACCCCGGGCGGCCAGCGUGAUGCUCUGUCUGUUCUACACGGCCCUCCUGGUCUUCAGCACCCUGGGGAACACCCUGGCCCUCUUCCUCGCCUGCCAAAGGGGCAAGAAGAGCAACUCAACCAACGUCUACUUGGUCCACCUGGCGGUGUCCGACCUCCUGUUCACCCUGGCCCUGCCUGGGAAGAUCGCCUACUACGCGCUGGACUUCAGCUGGCCCUUUGGGGAGGGGCUCUGCAGGCUGACGGCGUUCAUGUUCUACUUGAACACCUACGGGGGCGUCUACCUCAUGACGUGCGUGAGCGUGGACCGCUACCUGGCCGUGGUCCGCGCCCACCAGCGCCCCCGGCUCCGCCGCGCCGGCCGGGCGAGGCUGGUGUGCGUGGCUGUCUGGGCCCUGGCGGUCCUGCAGACGGCGCCGCUGCUCCUGAUGACCAUGAGCAUCCCGGUGGCGGGCAGGGUCACCUGCAUGGAGUACGACAGCGUCCAGAAGGUCCUCCGGCUGUCCCCCAUCCUCCUGGGGGCUUGCGUCGUGGGCUUCUGGGCGCCGGCGGGGGUCAUGCUGUUUUGCUACGUGAAGAUCACCCUGAAACUGUGCCGGACGGCCCGGGACAACCCUCUGACCAGCGAGCGAGGGCACCACCGGCGGGCCUGCCUGCUCACGCUGGUGGUGCUGGUCGCCGUGGUGCUGUGCUUCAGCCCCUACCACCUCAAUGUCACCCAGUUCUUGGUGAGGCAGAUGCUUUACCUGCCGUCCUGCCCCGAGCAGAGGGCCUUCCGGGUGUCCCUGCAGCUCACCGUGUCCCUCAUGAACACCAACUGUGCCAUCGACCCCCUCAUCUACUUCUUCGCGUCCACACGCUACCGGGAAUGGCUCCUCGGCGUCUUAAAACUCAGGGCGUCAGCAUCCUCCUCCUCUUCUUCCCCAAAGAGAACUUCCUCAGAAACACAAAGUACCACCAGGCUGGAGGCCCUGCCCUCAGAGGAGAAUAAAGUCUAA
Messenger RNA from Pipistrellus nathusii (Nathusius's pipistrelle), 1065 nucleotides. The record is from the annotation of a GenBank genome assembly. NCBI's taxonomy places the organism in Eukaryota, Metazoa, Chordata, Mammalia, Chiroptera, Vespertilionidae.